Exophiala dermatitidis NIH/UT8656 is the source of this 2211-nucleotide messenger RNA. RefSeq lists its product as uncharacterized. Lineage: Eukaryota; Fungi; Ascomycota; Eurotiomycetes; Chaetothyriales; Herpotrichiellaceae. The transcript has 2 exons. The record is from RefSeq and is a predicted model, not a curated record. The coding region runs from base 658 to 1095 and encodes 145 amino acids.
CAACCGAGCCCCCACGAUUUGGGCAUCUCUUACUGACUGCUUGUUUCCAGACUUCAUAGAAUCAUUUCUAUAGUAAACGUCCUCUUCUGAGCUCUUCACACGAGCCACAGAAUCCUCAACCUGGCUGACGAGACAAAGCCCUCGGCACCCUAGAGUGAAGCCUUAUGUUUACUCUCGCCAGCUCUCGAGAAACCCAGAAUGGAAUUCGCGUUCUUUCUGCUUUCUCGAGACAGAGAGUGGUGAUGAUCUUUGACCUGCGUCCGGGGUUUCUGGCUUCGUGCCGCCCGGCGUGGGAGGUGCCGACGGGCUGAUUCUGACAGGCCUUUUGUCUCAUUCUUUUCAUGGACGACCAAACCCUUGAGGUUGGAGUUUGAGAAGAGAUUGUUUUUUUCACCCCAUCACAAAUUUGUAUCUUGUUUUGAGUGAAGUGAGGAUUUUGGGGUGAAAGGUUGACGGAUUGAUGGAUUUCUACGUUGGGUAAUCAUCUGUUUCUGCAUAUUAAACACCUUGGGGAGAGGUGAUAUCAUCAAGGUGGGAUGGAGGUUCGGUUCUCAGAAGGCCUGUAAAACAACUGAGUCUACUACUACCUCGUGUUCCAGUGCUUGUAGAGUGCUUGUGGUGGUCGUGAUGGUGAUGCUAGGAUGCUAGGAUGCUAGGAUGGUUGGGUGUCGGUCCCUGGAGUUCCUACUACGAGUACCAGUUACUCAACAUACUGUUGUAUCUUCGUCUUCAACUCGAAGUUGUUCAAUAAUGCAUGGCUUCCCUGGUGAAGUAGUCGCCGCAGCCAUCGAGAAAAUCAAGCCGGGCUCCUUGUCCUUCUUUCACAUAGUGCUUUUGAUUUGCGGCAAGGAAGGCGGCGGCAUAUCAUUGUCAGGGCCGCCUCGGCCCGUUCAAAGCAACACCGACACGAGCCCAUUGUCAUUAUUGCGUUGUUCCCCUGCAGUGAGCAAUGCAAUAAUGGCAAAAGAGAAAGAUCACGACGAGUGCCAUUAUUGCUUCCACACUGCGUCCGUGACUCCGGUUCGAGUUCCUGAUGCUACUGUGCCUCUACUACCUGUCUCUAAACAUUAUUCCACAUGCAACAAGUGCGGUUAACUCGAGCUCUUUGUCUACCUCCAGGUUACUACAGUAGUAGGUCAUUGUCGUGAUGAUCUUUAUGUCGAAACAAGCAAGACUGGUGGAGCGCGGCAGAACCCGUCCGUUGUGGUCCAUCCUGCACACCGUUCGAGUUCGGGCUCUUUGGUGGAGUUCGAGGCUGCUGCGGAACACUGGUAACAGGCAAAGGGAUCACAUGAUUCCGAUGGACUUUUGGCCGAGUUCGAGCCAAGGUUGACUGGACAAUCAGAUACACCCCCUCCAUCUUGGACCAGCCCGGCUGUUCACGCAGCAAUGCCAUCCGAUUCCGGAGGACCCUUGUAUGCCUUUCGAGCAUAGACGGCAUACCAGAUGGCGGAGAUGACCAGAAAUCCGACCAGAACCACACUUGCAUAGUUCAUGGUGACUUUGGUGACCGGCAGAGCAGUAGGCAUACUGAACAGGACGACUUCAAAGGCGAUCCAACACAGCGCGACGACGUUGACGAUGGGGCCAAGAACGGGUCCACAGUUCCACCGCGCGGUCGACACUUCGCGGCGUCGAUGCCAAACACUGAUUCCAAUAGGGAUGGCAUAGGAGACGGCAAGCCCGAUCACGCCGACGGAGACAAACGCCGUGAAUGCCGAGGUCGAGCCCAGAUAAAUCACUCCGAGCAGCAGUUGCACCAGAGUCACGAGCAGAAGAGCAUAAACGGGCACGCCGUGUUUGUGAUUGACUUUGGACCAGAGUCGCGCAAGGGGAAUUGCGUCGUCUCGGGCGAAUGCCCACGUGCACCGCGAGGCUGCCGUGGUGAUGCUAAUGCUGCAGAAGAGUGUAAUGACCAGGACCAGAAACAUCAGGCCCAGUCCGCCUCCAGGUGUGCCCAUCACACGGUAGAAAAUAUAUGGUAGCGCCUGUCCGUAAGGGGCAGCCAGAAUGUCUUCCAAUGGUGGAAGUGUGUAGCAAAGAGGCAAAAUGAAAAACAAGCCUGCGAGCCCGCCAACAGGCACACAUAGACUCAUCGCUCUGGGUAAUUUGAGUGCAGGACUGGCGCAUUCUUCUGCCAUCGCUGAAACCAUUCCAAGCGCGGAAAAUGUGUACGCAGGCGGCAGGAGGCCAAUAAAGAACGUGAACCCG